AAUCGCUUCAGCGGUUACAAAGCGUCAAUUAUAUACAUAUAUUUACAUAUAAUAUAUAUAUACAACCGUAUAUGAAUUUGCCUUGGUAGCUGCGAAGAAGCAAUAGCGCAAAACGACGUGAUCGUCAUUGCAAGAGCAAAUAUACAUUUUUUGUAAUGAAGACAAUUGAGGGUUUGCAGCGAACAAAUUGGCCAGAAAUAAGAUAUACAUACGAGUACAUACAAAUGUAUUAUAAAAGCGAAGAGCAACGAUAUCAGUUUGCUAGUUGCAAUCGUUAAAUAUUUUUGCCACGAUUGAAUAAAAUAGUUGGAAUUAUUUAAAGGACUUUAAUCUUCAAUAAGCCACAAGAAAUCAAAAUGAAUUGUUUUAAAUGCAGGAAGUUAAUUAAAUUUUUUUGUUAUUUAUUAAUAAGUCUAACGCAAGCAGUACCAAACCCUAAACAAAUCAAUCAAGAUUAUAUUACACCCAGGGAAUUAGAUGAUUUGAGCAGUGGCACCGAAACUGAAAAGGAUGACUCACAAGGAUCUUUCUCUGUUGGUUAUGGAUACUACUCACACCCUUACUUGGGUGGCGGCUACUAUGGAGGAUAUUACCCUUUCUAUAACGGUAUUUAUGGGCAAGGCUAUCCAUACUAUGGUGGUUACUAUGGAGGAUAUCACGGUUUCCAUGGACAUUAUUGGUAGAAUGAAAUACGUACAUAUUCGUUCAUAUGUGUAUACACACAUAUGUAUGUAUAUUAAGGUGCAGAUAUAAAAAAUGCAUAAUUUGUUCAGGUACUU
Molecule: messenger RNA, 779 nt
Organism: Ceratitis capitata (Mediterranean fruit fly)
Lineage: Eukaryota; Metazoa; Arthropoda; Insecta; Diptera; Tephritidae
Exons: 3
Coding region: 357-683 (108 amino acids)
Source: RefSeq, a predicted model, not a curated record